UCGUCAUCUUCUUGUUAGGGUUAGGGAUUCGAAUGGGUUUUAGGGAUUCUUGAAAUUAAUUUGUGGAUUUAGGGCUUUAGCGAUUUGAAGAUGUCUGAUUGUUGGGUGAAAUUGUUGGGUGAAAUUGUUCAUGAACGGGCACCAUGUUUUCACACCCCAGAACGAAUUGAAAUCCACAUCCCUUUCACUGUUUGUUAUCUACCCUGAGUUUUGAGUUCUGGAAGCUGCAUUUUCUCACCUGUUAUCUACCAUGUUUGCAUUUAUUUUUCUUAACAUUGAUCCAUUAGUUUUUAUUGAUAGGCAAGCAGUUGAAACUGUGAAAUUCCCCUCUGAACUUAAGAACUUGAGCAAAAAGAUUUGAUUGAGCACAAAGGGAGAACUUGACUUAUCUUGUUUCAGAUGGCUAAGAGGAAGAGCCAAGGGCGCAGGAAAUCACAUGUUGCUGGGAGCUCCCAUGAUGCCACGGAGGAUGUUGAGGAUCGCCACACAGCCCCGGAUGAUGUUGAGGAUCGCCACAGACGGCUGCAUGCUUCUUUUCGUAGAGUCAGAGGCAGAUUUGGUGAGGACCAGGAUGUUGGUGGGACAUCAAAUGAGGAGCGUCGAGACCCUUGUGAGAUGAUUCCUGAGCCUUCUCGUCAGACGACUCCCGAGCCUUCUCCGCCUUCUCCGCCUUCUCGUCAGACGACUCCCGAGCCUUCUCCGCCUUCUCGUCAGAUGACUCCUCAGAGUUCGGCAGAGAGUGAGCAUGAGGUUGAUGUGGAGCAUGAGGUUGAUGUGGAGCUUCAGGUUGAUGUGGAGCCUGAGGUUGGUGUGGAGCUUGAGGGUGAUGCUGGAGCACGACGGGAUGAGGUGCCAGUCCAGACAGAGGCACCGUUUCCAGGGGGGCCUGAUGAUCUGUCACUGUUGGUCCGUUACCCACAUCACGUUGCGCCGUGUCUGUGGCAUCAUAUUAUAGGCAUCGACCCGCGUUACCCCGAUAGAGGUGUGUUGAAGUUUGCCAGCGCUGGGAUGAAGCUGGCAAAGCUGACAUGUGAGGGCGAGGGAGACGAUAUGAGCGCUGUUCGUCAGCGUGUGGAGGGGACCGGACUCUAUCCGCUCUUCAGUUGCACCUAUCUGGAGAUAGACACACCCCUUCUAUCUGCCCUCGUCGAGAGAUGGCAUGAGGAUACCAGCAGCUUCCACAUGCCAUUCGGGGAGAUGACCAUCACCCUGGAUGACGUGUCAUCUAUACUUCAUUUGCCGAUGGGUGAUAGGUUUUAUACUCCCGGACAGGCCAGCAGAGAACAGGCAGCGGAGACCUGUGUUCUGCUCUUAGGAGGGGUAGCCACGGACUACAUCAUGGAGUUUAAGGCGGUGAAGACCAUUGGCUUGCGAUUCGGGUUCUUGCAGACUCUUUACACUAGGGCUCUUGCUGAGCAUCGGCAUGACCAUGCAGCACGGAUGUGGCUACUUCACCUCCUCGGCUCGACCUUGUUUGCGAACAAGAGUGGAGGACACUACACUUCUGUCCAUUGGAUCGGCAUGCUGCAGCACCUUGAUCGGGUGUCAGAGUAUGCGUGGGGCGCCAUUGCACUAGCUACACUGUAUGAUGCACUUGGUCAUGCCUCACGGAGGAAGACCAAGCAGAUGAGCGGUUGUUCUUCCCUCCAGGUAGCUUGGGUGUUUGAGCACUUCCCACCCACCAUUAUUCAGCGGAUUGAGGUCCCCGAGUACACGGAGGACCAGCCCAGAGCGUGCAGGUGGAUCGAGUCCCGGGCUGGGCAUGCUGGACUGAUGGAGAGGCGAGUUCUCUUCGAUGAGAUGACGGCAGAGGACGUCAUAUGGACACCGUAUGAGGAGCACAGGAGUCACAGAGAGCUGGACGUCCGAGCUUUAUACUCAGGCUACAUCCGGACUCCCAUCCGGACGGCCGUGCGACCUCAUCUUCCUGAGCGUGUGAUGCGGCAGUUUGGGGGGGUCCCUAGUAUAGUGGAUGGAGCGGCAGUAGAUGAUUACCUGGACUGGUACACCGGUGUAUCUCACCGGUUCAUCAUCCCGGAUGAGAGUAGGGCCGAUCUCAGUGCUGUGGCUUCUUUGCGUCGGGCCGUUGAUUUGCUAGAGCAGGGACUUGAGGUCGACGACGGUCCCCCUAGAGAUACACGCUCCCGCACUUUAUUAGAGAAGUGCCUCACUGUCAUCAGAGACUUGAGCAGGACCCAGGGCGUCACUUUCGUUGGUGUACGAGGAGGCAGAGGUCGAGGCAGAGGAGGAGGCGGAGAUAGAGGAGGUGGCAGAGGCGGAGGCAGAGGUCGUAGGGGUAGGGUGGGUCGUAGGGGCAGGGGGCAGUGACAUUAUUAUUAUGUG
This is a messenger RNA of Lotus japonicus, 2343 nucleotides long. RefSeq names its product protein MAIN-LIKE 1-like. Lineage: Eukaryota; Viridiplantae; Streptophyta; Magnoliopsida; Fabales; Fabaceae. The transcript is spliced from 5 exons. Bases 400 to 2328 code for a protein of 642 amino acids. Gene Ontology annotation, biological process: meristem maintenance; meristem development. The record is from RefSeq and is a predicted model, not a curated record.